AAAGAAAGUCUCCCGCAAGUGGCCGAGAGAAAGAAAACCCUAAGCCCCGGACCCCAACCCCCGAGGAAGGCGAUUCGACAAGACCGGAGAUGGCGGCGUCGGCGGUGGAGAAGCUCAAGGGCUUCUGGGACUCGCAGGUCAACGACGAGGAGCAGUGGGCGCUCAACUAUAAGCUGCUAAAGGCUAUAGGUCUGUUUGCUGGAUCCAUCGUCCUGAUGCGCAAUUUUGGUGAUCUAAUGGCCAUUUAAACCUGCUUAGAGUUGUUUAGAAGUGUAGUGGUUUGGGACUCUAUGAUGUCAGCCUUGUAAUGGCCUGAUGCCUUGUGGAGUUUUUGUACUCGAAUUUAAUGGUUAGCUUGAUGUUCCAAGCAUUUCUGGUCAUACUUGUGACAGUUAUUUUGGUAUGAAAUAGACUAUCUUUGUCACA
Phragmites australis (common reed) is the source of this 426-nucleotide messenger RNA. Its product is annotated as mitochondrial import receptor subunit TOM5 homolog. Gene Ontology annotation, cellular component: mitochondrial outer membrane translocase complex; mitochondrion. The record is from RefSeq and is a predicted model, not a curated record. The coding region runs from base 90 to 248 and encodes 52 amino acids. NCBI's taxonomy places the organism in Eukaryota, Viridiplantae, Streptophyta, Magnoliopsida, Poales, Poaceae. The transcript is spliced from 2 exons.